AUGACGCAAAAUGUACCUUCGCGCCCACCCCUCCUCCCAUCUCAACAACAGAUAGCGCUUGCUCUUGCUAUCGUUCGGAACUACGCCUUACAGCUUCGUGCUCAAAUCAAGCGCGGCUCAGACCCCAGAGAGCAAGAGAAUGCUGGGUAUUAUAUCGAUCAGAUCACGUACUGGAAGGAGCGAUGUCAACAAGCUGAAGAUGAAUGCGGCAAACUUCGAGGCAUCAACAUCAAGCUCGAAAGAUCGAAUCACCUACUAUCGAGUCUCUCCGGCCCUAUCUCAGAUGUUGAUGCAGGUGCCCACACUGUCAAGCGCAAAACAUCGACAACAUCGCCCGCGAGGUCUAAGCCGCCGAGACAAACACAGAAAAAAUCCCGGCAGCCGGCUGUCGCUGUCCAGGAAACCAUCGAGAAUGACUUGGAUUUCCUAGAAGUGCUUGGCAAAGAUGGUUCCAACCUCACAGAAGCCUUAUACACUACGCACACGUUGUGCAGGUCUGACGAACCGGAUGCUGAGACUCUAUGUUCCUAUCUUGUGCAAAUCGCUUUAGGUAUCGGCAAAGUCAUACUUGUUGUCGCCCAAAAUCACGAGCAACUCUCGCGGCAAGGGCGCAGAAGCAUAGAAGCGAUGUCGUUUGAUCAGGACAAAUCCGAUUUCGCCAUUGCCUUAUCCAUCUGCGCAAGGGCUUUUAUGUCGUUGCUUGUUGGUACAAGUAAGCUCUUGGAGUGCAACGCGGAUGCACGACUCGCGAGUAUGGUCGUAUGUGAGGUAGCGGACAUGUUCAAGGCUGCAUUGCUAUCAAUCGAAACCUCUGCUCGACAAACAGCGCAGACAUUUUCAACCCAGCCAUCUCCACAAAAGAAUACCAAGACCAAGACGUCUCCUCCUAUAGUGAAAGAGUCUAGUCCAGCCAGAGCAGUUGCCCAUCUGCUGAUCAGCUUCCUCGGAUUUCUCGAGAAAACCGAUCCUGUGCAUCAAAAGAUAUUUGAUGGAUUUGUUUUCGUUCUGUUCGAACGUGUCGGAAAGAGGUUGUAUUACUUCACCUUUGGACAACAUCGCAGCACGUCCAUCGAAGGUAAUAUUUUGCCACCAACCGAACCAAGAGAUGCUGUCGAGGCGGCGAGACGAGAUACUGACGCCUUUGCGACCCGUCUUGAAGUCAAAGCACUUGUCUUGAUUCUCGAACGUGCGAUGGGUCUAGCUCCAAACCACAUGAACCCUCAAAAGCCUCGCCCUAGCUCUGCAUCGAAUCGCCCCGCCCGUACGCUGAGCACCAAGACUCCUGUUACGAGCACCAGGGCGCGCUUGAGCCCUCUGGCAAGAGAACGCUUGCAGCGAACACUGGUUGCGUGUAUGUAUGGAAAUAAUACCGAUGACGAGUUUCUGGACGUUCUUACAAAGCCCAUUCCAGCCAUGCGACUUGGUUCUAUGCAAAACGUAGCUAAAAUCGAUGACAAGGACGUGGAAACUUGGUACAAGGAGGAGGUUUGGCGGCUUGUUGGAUGGGAUGUUUUGGCGAGGGAGGGCGCGUGGUGA
Alternaria atra is the source of this 1536-nucleotide messenger RNA. RefSeq lists its product as uncharacterized. The transcript has 2 exons. Bases 1 to 1536 code for a protein of 511 amino acids. The record is from RefSeq and is a predicted model, not a curated record. NCBI's taxonomy places the organism in Eukaryota, Fungi, Ascomycota, Dothideomycetes, Pleosporales, Pleosporaceae.